GGGGACGAGGAGGUGAGGGGCAAAACUGUAAUUUAAGUUGGCAUUUGAGCAGGUGCUGUGCUCAGCGGUGGAGAGCCUCUCCCGCUUCUAAGGGCUAUUAUAAUGCACACUCUAAAAGUGCCCUUCAUCGUUUCUCCAGCCUCAGCCUCGUCCCCCUCCUCCUCCUCCACGUCAACCCGGCUGGAGGGUCUGGGCACCACAGCCAGAGCACCCCCUACUUUGGCGGCGACUGCUAAUACUGGCCCGACCAGCGGAUCAUCAGCCAGGCAGUUUCGGCAGAGAGACUUGGGCACCAGUGACUCCCCAGUCCUCUUUAUCCACCGCCCGGGAACUUCGGGGACUACGCAGCGACUAGAGUACAGGGGCCGAAGAGUCACUGGUGAACUCCUGGAGGAGGAGGUGGACCCCAAGCCCCAAAGCCCCGCAUCUCAUCCAGCAGAGCCCCCUGCCCAGGUUGCCCACCAGCCGGAGCCACAGCUGGAGCCGCAGACGCAGUCCGAGCCCAAGCCGGCCAGAACCACCCGCGAACCCAGCCCGGAGAUGCCAAUGGGGGUCCCGAUGGGGAAGUCGAUGCUGGUGCUGCUGACCUUCUUGGCCUUGGCCUCGUGCUGCUUUGCUGCUUACCGCCCCAGUGAGACCCUGUGCGGCGGGGAGCUGGUGGACACCCUCCAGUUUGUCUGUGGGGACCGCGGCUUUUACUUCAGACUUCCAGGCAGGCCGGCAAGCCGCGUGAGCCGCCGCAGCAGCCGUGGUAUCGUGGAAGAGUGCUGCUUCCGCAGCUGUGACCUGGCCCUUCUGGAGACCUACUGCGCCACCCCCGCCAAGUCCGAGAGGGACGUGUCGACCCCUCCGACCGUGCUUCCGGACAACUUCCCCAGAUACCCCGUGGGCAAGUUCUUCCAAUAUGACACCUGGAAGCAGUCUGCCCAACGACUGCGCAGGGGCCUGCCUGCCCUCCUGCGUGCUCGCCGGGGUCGCAUGCUCGCCAAGGAGCUUGAGGCGUUCAGAGAGGCCAAGCGUCAUCGUCCCCUGAUCGCCCUGCCCACCCACGACCCCGUGGCCCACGGGGGCGCCUCUCCGGAGGCAUCCGGCAAUCAGAAGUGAGCCAAAAUUUCGCGUAAUUCUGCAAGAUGGCACUGUCCACCUCGUGCCCUCCUCUUGACCAGGGGCCGUUCCAUCGGGCCCCGCCUCUGACACCUCUUGGGAUCGCGUUCCCUCUGUGGGCUCCCCCAUCCCCAGCCCCUGCGCCCCAACCUCCCCAUGUCAGGCUCUUCUCUCCUUGCCCCACCCAUCGGGCUGAGGAAAUCCUACCAACAUCUCUAAAAAUGUACAAACUCGAUUGGCUUUAAAUAUCCCCUCCCAAAUUACCCCCCAAAUUAUCCCCAAAUUGCACAACCAAAAAACUAAAACUAUGAACCCCUAAAUCACACACACACACACACACACACACACGUACCAGUCCCCUUAAAAUGAUUUGGCUUUUUAGAAACACCAGGAACGUUAAUUAGCUUUAAAAAAAAA
Ailuropoda melanoleuca (giant panda) is the source of this 1521-nucleotide messenger RNA. RefSeq names its product insulin like growth factor 2 (gene IGF2). Lineage: Eukaryota; Metazoa; Chordata; Mammalia; Carnivora; Ursidae. Bases 103 to 1104 code for a protein of 333 amino acids. The record is from RefSeq and is a predicted model, not a curated record. Gene Ontology annotation, cellular component: extracellular region. The transcript is spliced from 5 exons. Gene Ontology annotation, molecular function: insulin-like growth factor receptor binding; hormone activity; growth factor activity. Gene Ontology annotation, biological process: positive regulation of insulin receptor signaling pathway; positive regulation of activated T cell proliferation; positive regulation of MAPK cascade.